GCCCCGUCCUGCCUCUUGAGCCCCACGCCCCGGGAGCCAUCUCCGACUCUCACGCAACAUGAGGCCUUUUGAUAUAAGUCCUGGAGUGCUCCCCGUACCGUCCCACGACCGCUUCUGCUCUGACCCCUCCUCCCCACAUCUCCAUUCACACAAUCAGACCGCAACGUUGAACGUUCAUUCCUCUUCACUUCUUAACUUUUCAACACAUAGCCAGCCCAGACAUCCACAACCAUGUCGUCAAGUCAUAGAAGACAAGGCUCGAGCCAGAGCACUUCCAGUGGCCACUCUCACCAGCAGAGCCACGACUCGUUCGAGUCCCACCUCACUCACUCUACCGCCCCUACUUCGCUCUAUUCCACUCAGGACCACUACUUCUCAGACCACAAGGCUAUGGGCACGUCGACAAGGCCGGAGGAAGACCUGUAUACUCCCUCUUCUUACCACCACUCGCAACCCAAGCCAUAUGUCUACCAGGACGAUGUCAGCCCAGCCACUUCGCUCUACCCCCGUUCCUCGGUAGAGACCUACGCCUCCACGACAGCCUCAUCCCAGGAUCUCGACGCCAUGGACCUUGAUGACGAAUCACCCGUGGUGCAGGCCGAGGACACCAGCAUCCCGCCGCUCCCCACGUACCGCCGUGAACUUGUGGAACCCAACGUCCGGGCAACCACCCCUCAGGAUUUCGCCAAGCUCUUCCCCUCGCUCAACCGCCUCUCCAUCCGUCACGAUGAAUACACGUCGGACGGGAACAUGAACUUGCGCAUCGACACUGUCGUCACUGGCCGCAGAAGAACCGUCUAUCAACUCUUCCAUCUGCGCAUGUACGACUUGGCCAAGCGCGAAUUCUCUCUGCGCCGGUACUGCCGUGACUCCGGGCGCGAGGUCUGCAACUCGAAGCGCAAGUACGCCGAGUCGUCAACGGCGGCCAAGGCCAAGUCUAGGGCUGCCUCCAGGGAUGAUGUCAACAAGAGCCACCACCACGAUCGCCCCAACUUGAAGCGCUCAAUGUCGACGGCCAUCAAGACGCUCAGUGCUGCGACCAAGUCCAAGCCCGUCCUCCGGCGCACACCAACGUCUGGUGCUGCAUCUAUUUGCUCCAGCCGACCCAACACCAGCGACUCGUGCUACGGUGACGAUGAGUUGUGCAACCACAGCAACUCUUCGCGCAUGUCUCUCAGUUCCAAGGGCAAGACACACCGUGCCAUUCCCACCAACACCAUCAAGCUUGAAUUCAGCAACUAUGCCCGUGUUGAUGUGCACCGCCGCGGUGGUAAGAACAACAAGCGGUACGAGUUUGAGUGGUGGGGUCACAACUAUGCCUGGAAGCGUUCUGUCGACAAACAGAUGGGGGGUCAAGUUUCAUUCCACCUCAUCCGCGACGGAAACCUCAGCGCCCCGGUCGCCCACAUUGUUCCCGAGACUCGAUCGCCCGCUCAGGUUGAUGCCGACGAGCGCGCUGGCGGGUGGGUUCCCCCAUGCUUCAUGUGGAUCGCUGAUGAGACAAUCAUUGAUGCUGUCACCGAUGUUGCUGAUGUUAUCAUGGCUUCUGGCCUCAUGGCUCUUGUCGACGAUUGCAUCAAGGAGAAGUGGCAGACCUCCAGGAAGGUCCAUCGCAUCCCCGUGCCAUUGACCCACAAGACCGUCAGCCUUCCUAGUAUUGACGCCAGCCCACGAUCCAUCAUGCAGCACGUGUUCGGUCGGCGGCACUCGCAAACUCAGUCUCACCAACCUACCCCGAUGCGGCUUGAUCAACCCAUAGCAGCCUGCUAAACAAUGUUUUUCACUUCACCAAUGGUUAUUGCGGUCCUCACCGGUUCAAUCUCCUUUGUCAGUAUCAACGAUAAACUUUGCGAUUCACAUCGGCUUUCUUUUAUUGUUUUACGUUCAACAUUUUCUUACGCGUUACGAUAUUGAGCAGUUCUGGCGUUAUCACAAUUGAUUUUUACCUACGAUUUAUCAUGAAAAGCGGGAGGAUCAAGCAUUGCGUUUCAAUUUUUUUUUCUUUUUUUUUUAUGUCUUUCGAGAAGAGUCUGGAAACCCAGAUUACCUGCAUAUGCGCGGUGUUCAUUUUUCUUCAAUUUUCUUCAAUUUCUUUUUCUCGUUCUGUGGUGGCUCGAGUCAGAUGACGUGAGCGACGUAUUGCCAUGGGCUGGCUUUCUUGCUUUUCUAUCUUACGAUCUUAUGGUUAUGACAUUAGGAAUCAGCAUCGCAUUUUACUUUCGUUCAACAUUUAGAGAUGGAAUGGCACACAACGAAGCACGGUUGCUGGUUAACUGCUGCGACAUACUGGGGUUUUUUCAAGAAUCAACAUGGUAUUACUAUUACCAACUUUCUAAAUCACGAUGGACUGGUUCCCGGGUUUGGUCACUGGACAAUUCUCUUCUUUUUGUACACCGAUCGGGCGGUAGUGCGCGCACUGGGCUGGUCCCAGGUGGCAUAUCAACGUUUCGGCAAAACGGGGGAGGCGGAUGCGGGAGAGUGAAGAAGAAAAUGGGAGGAUGCAGAGUUUGGAAAGAUGAAGAACGAGUCGAGUUGAUGGGAUGUAUAGCGUAUAGUGGAAAACAUCGAAAUACGAUAAUGUCUGGUGUUUAAAUUGACCAUUUCUACUUACC
Molecule: messenger RNA, 2612 nt
Organism: Neurospora crassa OR74A
Lineage: Eukaryota; Fungi; Ascomycota; Sordariomycetes; Sordariales; Sordariaceae
Exons: 2
Coding region: 232-1770 (512 amino acids)
Source: RefSeq, a predicted model, not a curated record